Ogataea parapolymorpha DL-1 is the source of this 1752-nucleotide messenger RNA. RefSeq names its product E3 ubiquitin ligase. Lineage: Eukaryota; Fungi; Ascomycota; Pichiomycetes; Pichiales; Pichiaceae. The transcript has a single exon. Gene Ontology annotation, molecular function: zinc ion binding. Bases 1 to 1752 code for a protein of 583 amino acids. The record is from RefSeq and is a predicted model, not a curated record.
AUGCCCAUACCUGACUUUUACCAGAACUUGACGGAAUACAACGACAUUAUUAGCAACUCUACAAUCCAUCCCGGGAACGUCACAGAUGAGCAGGGCCUUAUUGAAAUCACUCUGCACAACUUCAACUACACUCCAGAAAGCAAAGACACCACCGCCGUGAGCAUGAGUGUUAAACUGAGCGAUCUGAACGAACAACAUGACCACAAUCUGCGGCUCCAAGGAGCGUACCAUCAGGAAACAGGAAAUUUGGUCGCCGUCUCGAAUUCGGGCAAGUUCAACGGAAUCUAUGGUCUGCCGCAUCUGAACCUUGAAGAUGGCCGCUAUUUCAACCAGACAAGGGUGCUGAUGGAGAGUAGUGUCAACCGCACAGAUAUCGACUCGCUGGACAUGUCCUAUCUCGAAGACCUGCUCGGGAAGAGCGCCAAUUGCGAAUACAUAGCAUAUAUGCAUUUUGAGGCCACCAACCUAACUUCAGAGGAACUUGAGGUGAUUGACACCGAGCUCGAGACCCCAUUGGGACGACCACAUAGACCUAUACCCAAAAUCAAUCUGGUUUCUGGUCUCUUGUACUCGCCAGACUGCGGUUUGUCGAUCCGGGUGAACAAGGCCGUGGGACCGCGCGACGAGGUCCAACAGAACCAGAUCAAAAACGUUCUUCUUUUCGGGAUUUUGCUGAUGAGUGCUCAGAUUUGGCUAUUCAUCAAACAGAUGGGCUCCACAAACACUCCGUCCACGAUGUCAUGCAUCUCAUUCUGGUCGGUUGCCACCAUCAACCUUGUCGACGGGUCGUUGUCGAUGAUCUCACUUUUGUGCUCGCUUGUGAUGGACUCGCUCUACAUCCAGUUUGCCGUUUGUGCUUUUCUGGCCUUCACCUGUUCGUCUAUAUUUGAGAUGAGAUAUAUGAUACUCAUUUACGCAGCACAGAUCAACGAAAGGAACAUCAGCUGGAGAACCGCUUUCCAGGGCACCCCGAUAGACGAGCGCGAAAAUAAUACCGAGAACACACAACCGAACCAACCCAAUCCCGUGACCGCCCAAGACGAACAGGCCAUCAGCGGCCAGCUGUACAUGCGCUUCUUUUUUUCUCUAAUUGUGUUUUCCUUCCUGGUGCUGAACGUGACACUAUGGCCGAAACCGCAGCGUGUCGGCUUUGAGUACUUGAUCGGACUCCUGAUGAAUUCAUUUUGGAUCCCGCAAAUUUAUCGGAACGUGAUCAGAGGUUCCAGACGGUCUUUCAGAAAAGAUUUUAUAAUAGGCACCUCCAUCAUCAGACUCCUGCCAAUAAUGUACGUCACGAUGUUCAAGAACCCAUUCUAUCACCACAAGGAUUACAAGCUUGUCACAUUGCUGACUCUUUGGCUGGCAUUACAGAUAUUCAUGCUGUACCUACAGGAGCUGCUGGGGCCUCGCUUUUUCCUCCCAGACAAAUAUCUUCCCAAGACUUACGAUUACCACCCAGUUCUUUCGUUCGACGAUCUCGAAAACUCGUUCAAUGUGGACCACGAGGUUGUUGACUCGUCACAUUCACACUCGAGAUGCAAGAUAGAUUGUACCAUUUGUAUGAACUCCUUCGAGGUUCCUGUUCUCCAUAGCGGUCACGAUAAGGAGGACAACAGCAGCAUCGGUCUGAUGGCUCGUCGCUCCUACAUGGUGACGCCCUGCAGACAUAUUUUCCACACCGAAUGUCUGGAGAAUUGGAUGAAGUACAAACUACAAUGUCCCGUUUGCAGAAAUAGUCUGCCACCCUUGUAA